Molecule: messenger RNA, 500 nt
Organism: Schistosoma turkestanicum
Lineage: Eukaryota; Metazoa; Platyhelminthes; Trematoda; Strigeidida; Schistosomatidae
Source: the annotation of a GenBank genome assembly
AAACUAUUAGAAUAUUUGGAAUUGUGGAAGAAUACAACAAUAUUAACUACAAAAGAAGAAGUGAUUGUUAGAAAAACUGAAAUAAACAAUGAAUAUCAAUUGCAACUCAAAUUGCAUGAACCACGCAUUCGUCGAGUGAAAGAAGAUGUAGCAAAUGUACGAUUAACUGAAUUAGCCCUACAUCAAACCCGAAUUGAACGACAUAUCACAUCAGUCAAUUUAAUAUUGAAUGAAAUGAAAAGUAAUUCGCUGAAAACACUAACUGAAACAUUGAAUAAGUCGGAAGAACAAAUGAAUGCGGCAAUUCAAAACGCAAUCAAUUCAACAUUGAAUAAAGCCACGAAAUCUUCAAUACUCCUAUUAUUACGUAAACGUGUUGAACAUUUGGCUAAUUCCCACACGGAACGUGUACGUCAAGCAUUGAAAUUAUUUCGACAAGAUAUUGAAAAUCAAAUACAAACUGUGAAUAAUUCUAAUUUAAAAUUAAUUGAAUCAUUAGA